Molecule: messenger RNA, 432 nt
Organism: Rosa chinensis
Lineage: Eukaryota; Viridiplantae; Streptophyta; Magnoliopsida; Rosales; Rosaceae
Exons: 1
Coding region: 1-432 (143 amino acids)
Source: RefSeq, a predicted model, not a curated record
AUGGGGGACCAUGUGUUCUUGAAGGUCUCACCUAUGAAGGGUGUGAUGAGAUUUGGUAAGAAGGGAAAACUCGCACCGAGGUAUGUUGAACCCUUUGAGAUUCUAGAAAGGGUUGGGAACUUGGCAUAUCGCCUCACCUUACCUGUAAGCAUGUCUGGUGUACACAACGUCUUUCAUGUGUCUAUGCUCAGGAAGUAUGUCCGAGAUGAGUCCCACGAAAUUGAUCAUGGUACGAUUGAAGUGAACACAGAUGUAACCUUUGUGGUUGAACCGAUUCGUAUCAUAGAUAGGUCUACAAAGAAACUUCGCAUGAAGGAAGUUGAUCUUGUGAAGGUGCAGUGGAGUCAUCAUGAUGAGGGUAAUGCAUCAUGGGAGUUAGAGUCAGACAUGAGAAUGAAGUAUCCACAGCUCUUUGGGGAAUUGGGUGCUUAA